UCUGCUCUUCCUGUCUGUUCCUCCCCAUCCUCCCCGGGCCCGUGGCUUCAGCUCACCGACUACCUGACCCUAGUUGGAGGAAACUCAGCCGCCACCACUUCUCUCCACGGUCCCGGUUCACCUUCUCGGUCCUCUGCUGCUGAGACCAGCCUCCAACAGCAGCCCCUCGGGACAGAGUUGGAUCGCGGUGGAGCCAGUGAGGGGCCUGGGCCGGGCAGAAGACCCCCCGCUCCUUCCGCCGGAACAUCCAUGGAUGCCAAGGGGCAAGCGGCACAAAGUGGUCAAAGAUCCAAAAUUAAGAUAACACCCUUCCACAGCUCGCACAUAGUCAUCAGCGAUGGCGCACUCAGCGGCAAACGAGCAGGAGCAGCUUCUGCGAAACUGAUGGCGUCUCCUGUUGUCCUGAUCCCGGAUACACCUGGGCGUCAGAGUGGACCGGCUGCCAGGGACAGACCUGCUGCUGCUGCUGGGAGCUCAGUCUCUGCAAAGAGCAAGAGCGAAGAAAAAGCCCAUGCAAUUCCUCUUGUUGUCAAGCCUGCGAGCAGGAAGACACCACCUCUCCACACAGAGCUUAGUCGCAGCCACAAAGGCAAAAGCAAAGAGAGGAGAGCUGCCUCCACCUCUGCCAAACGUCCACAAGCUGUGAAGAGAAGGAAGAGGAAGAUGGGAAUGUACAACUUGGUCCCAAAAAAGAAAGCCAAGCCCAUUAAACAGCAGGAGAAGAAAGAGGAGCCAGGAGCUAGUGUGGAGAAGAGCCGAGCUGCAGCACAUGAAAAAGCAAUGACUGCCACAGAGGUCCAUACAGUCGCACAACAAACGGUUGUCAAAAUUGAGUCUCUGCACGAAGCAGACCCAGGAGAAGGCAGCCAUGUCGAGUACACAGAGCUGGCUCUGGACUGUCUAGACCUGAAAGCGCAGGAAGAGCUUCUCUCUCCUCCCCAGUCAGGUGUAGGAGCAGAUUCUGAGGUGGCAGAAACCGACCCGUCUGAAGAGUUACCUCUGUGCUGCUGUCGUAUGGAGACGCCUUACUGUGGACGCAUCCUGGCCACAUUUGAUCAGAGCUGCAUGGCCAUGGAGAGCAUGGAUGGAAUGCUGAGUCGGUGUCCGAGGCGAGUGAUGAAGCAGGAAAUGAUGCGGCCGUCCAACACCGUCCAUCUACUGGUUCUGUGUGAGGACCACAGGGCUGGCAUGGUUAAACACCAGUGCUGCCCCGGCUGUGGACUCUUCUGCAGAGCGGGCACCUUCAUGGAGUGCAGGCCAUAUGGCAGCAUCUCACACCGCUUUCACCGCGACUGUGCCUCCAUCUUGAAGGACUGCAGGUUUUGUCCCCACUGUGGAGAGGAUGCCAGUGGUGCAAAGGAGGUCACGGUGCCAAGGGCUGAUCAGUCGCCCUCUGUACCCAGAUCCAACCCCAGGUUGUCACUACCAGCUGUGCCCACUGUUGCCAACCUGCCUUCAGCACCAACCACACCUGCUGUUCCACAGAUACUCAGAGCCAAGAAGACCAGCGAACCUCAGAGGAGCAGAAAUGAGAGCCCGAGCAGGUUAAAGGGCGAGACUGUCUUUGCUGCACAGAGACCUAAAGAGUCACUAGAGAGCAUCCUCAUAGCACUGGAUGAUGAGAACCUGAAACCAAAGAAAGUGAAGUACCCCACCAGACAGCUGUACAUAUCUGCAAAACAAGGAGAGCUCCAGAAGGUCAUCCAUCUCUUAGUUGCUGGAAAGGACCCCAACUUUUUGAUGGAGGGCCAAAGCAAACGCACUCCACUUCAUGCAGCAGCUGCCGAGGGUCACCAGGAAAUCUGCCACAUGCUCGUUCAGGCUGGGGCCAACCUGGACAUAUUUGAUGAGGAGCAGAGAACACCACUGAUGGUGGCCUGUGAAAGAAACCAUCUGGACACAGUGAAGUAUCUGCUCAGAGCUGGAGCUGCCAUCAGCCACAAGGAUAUCAUGGGUUUCACCUGUCUGCACCUGGCAGCUAAACUGGGACAUUAUGACAUAGUCAAUCAUCUACUCUCCAAGGCAUCCAAAUACAUCAACUGUCAGGAUGACGGGGGAUGGACUCCCAUCACCUGGGCCAUAGAGUACAAGCACAAGGAGUUGGUCCACCUGCUGUUGGCCAGAGGGGCCGAUGUUAACAUGAGAGACAAGGAGCAGAACGUCUGCCUACACUGGGCGGCUCUGUCAGGCUGUGAUGACGUCGCCCAUGCCCUGCUGGAGGCUCAGUGUGACCUCAACGCCAUCAACAUUCAUGGUGAUGCUCCACUACACGUCGCCGCCAGAGAAGACCACAUGGAGUGUGUGAUGUUGUUUCUGUCUCGGGGAGCCGACGUCAGUCUGAGGAAUAAGGAGGGACAGACUGCUCUGGACUGCAGCGUCUAUGGCUCCAAUAUGUGGACAGCCCUCAACACCAACAAGAGGCUCACAGAGGCUCGCAGAGGCAGGGACUGUCGAGGAGAGAGGGUGCUCAGCAGGGACAUUUCUCGGGGGUAUGAAGCAGUUCCUAUCGCCUGUUUUAAUGGUGUCGACAGUGAACCCUGUCCUGAAAACUUUAAAUACAUACCAGACAACUGUGUCACCUCCCCGUUGAACAUAAACAAGGAUAUCACUCACUUACAGCACUGCAGCUGUACAGACAACUGCUCAUCCAGUACCUGCAUGUGUGGUCAGCUCAGUCUGCGAUGUUGGUAUGACAGUGAGGGUCGACUGCCUCUGGACUUCUCUCAGCGGGAGCCCCCAGUGCUGUUUGAGUGUAACCAUGCCUGCUCAUGCUGGAGGACCUGCAGGAACCGAGUGGUCCAGAAUGGACUGAGUUUACCCCUGAGACUCCAAAAGUGUGUUGUGGACUCAACACUUCGCACAGCCCUCCAUCGGCAUAGUGAGCCCGGCUGCAGCUCUUCAAGACACAGAAGAUGGGCUGGGGAGUGAGAGCCAUGCAGGAUAUCCCUCAAGGAACAUUCAUUUGCGAAUACGUCGGAGAGAUCAUCACUGACGCAGAGGCUGACAAAAGGGAGAAUGAUUCUUUCCUCUUCACCCUCGACAAUAAGGUGGGAGAUGUACACUGCAUUGAUUCAAGACUUUUUGGUAACAUCGGCCGCUUCAUCAACCAUC
Platichthys flesus (European flounder) is the source of this 3111-nucleotide messenger RNA. It is a transcript of the gene ehmt1a, whose product is annotated as euchromatic histone-lysine N-methyltransferase 1a. The record is from RefSeq and is a predicted model, not a curated record. Bases 250 to 2928 code for a protein of 892 amino acids. Gene Ontology annotation, cellular component: nucleus. Gene Ontology annotation, molecular function: histone methyltransferase activity; p53 binding; zinc ion binding. Lineage: Eukaryota; Metazoa; Chordata; Actinopteri; Pleuronectiformes; Pleuronectidae. The transcript is spliced from 23 exons.